AUGAAGGACCUCUUUCUCUUCGACCACUACAUGGAUCACACGUGCCGCGACCUGGAGGUCAUUCCCGACGUGGCGUACGCGAAGAAAGUUGGGAUCCCACAGCUAGCAGCCGGAAACCAGGGCAUCUUAUAUUCCAUCAUGGCUCUCAGCGCGACAUGUCUAUGUAUAGACAUCCUAUCAGCGCAGGGCUCGUGCAGUCAAGUCGAGGACCUAGCCGAGCUCAUCAGUACUGGUGACCGCUAUCAUAGGAUGGGCAUGAACGCUGUUCAACGCCAGUUGAGCACGAACCGGCCGAGAGACCUUGCGGAGGCCCACGCGCAUACCAUGCUGCUGUUUCCCUACGCUUUGGCGAGGAGAAGAGUAACGCAUCUGCUGGACGACGUUGGCCCACCUACGCCAGGAUCUGGAAUCGAUACGCACGCAGAACACAUAAGUAGCCUGGAAUGGAUAAUUAUCCUCCGCGGCAUCACGACGACUGCAAGGGCAUGUUGGACAAACAGUUCCGCCUGUAUCAACGACACCGCGUGCUGUGACCCGUCACAAAGAUUACACCCUUUGGUUUCGUCACACAUCCAUAACAAGUUGUCCGAGCCAACCGAUCGAUCUCGUGUUUGGAAUGGUUUCCAAUGCCGUAUCGCAACCAAGCACCCACUGUUUCCUGUCAUCUCCGCUACGCGAGUCGUGGCGUUGGAAGCACUCCAGCAAAAGACAGAGAGAGUCAAUCAACUGAUGCGGGAUCUUCAUCGAAAGAAUCCGGCGGUCGACCUCGAAAGAUCCAAUGAGCAGCUGAGACGGAGUCUGUCACUGUCUGCGUGUUUCAUGGCCGUUGAUCUUCUGCUGAACAUGGACAAUGUCAUUUUCAAUCCGGGGUCCAACGUCGAGGAAAGGUAUACCAAUGAAUCGGUCUCAACUGAACCUUCUUUAGAAGACUCCUCAUUACCUUGGUUGAAACGAUAUUCAAGUGCACCGAUCUACGACCCCGCUCUACCAGCCUGCCGAACGAUUUUCUCGUGGGUGAACCGUACGCCAGACGAGUACUUCCGGCUUCUCAUGAAGCCUCGGCCUCCCCGAACGGAAAGUGAAGGAGAAGGGCCCGUCCAAGCUGCCAUGCCUGACAUUGAUCGCGAAAUUCAGCUGUUGGCCUGGGAUAUCUGGGCGCAUUGGCUGGUCUUCACCAUUCUUAUCGAAGGGGAAUCGUUCUUCAUGGCGGCCUUCGGUGUUCCAGACAUCGUCAACCUGUUGCCAUGGUUUGCUAAUUCUGCCGCCAAACCUCCGGGCUCGAAGUCGGACUCGUCAAUAGCACAAAGCACCGGCUGGUGGCCUGGAAGUAUGUGUGCAGUUGCUCAACAGCUCCGAAAAUACGCUGGUGAAUAUCAUUGCACAUAUGAAUGGCGGUGA
Messenger RNA from Cladophialophora yegresii CBS 114405, 1398 nucleotides. RefSeq lists its product as uncharacterized. The record is from RefSeq and is a predicted model, not a curated record. Gene Ontology annotation, biological process: regulation of transcription by RNA polymerase II. The coding region runs from base 1 to 1398 and encodes 465 amino acids. Gene Ontology annotation, molecular function: DNA-binding transcription factor activity, RNA polymerase II-specific. Lineage: Eukaryota; Fungi; Ascomycota; Eurotiomycetes; Chaetothyriales; Herpotrichiellaceae. The transcript has a single exon.